GAACGGAAGUGCUGAGGUCGAGGUUCCCGGCGGACAGAUUCAGGCGCUGCACGUUCGCGCAUGCGCAGUGUCGCGGUGAGGCUGCCUGCUGGUACCCACGUGGUUGCAGUUGCACCGGGCUCGUUGCUGCGGUUACCGGAGUUCUAUCGGUAUGGCGGCAGAGAAGGGGCGCAGGGGCAGCGCGUUGUUCAGCGGGUACCGGUCCCUGGGGGUGUACAGCAAUCACAUCCCCCAUGUGGUGAGAUAUCACAUGAGACACAAGGAGUUCAACCUGGUCACCUCGGUGGGCAACAGCUUCCUCACCUACAACGUGAAUAAGCUUGGACAGAUUGCUGUCAGCAAUGCACUUCCAGAAAGUAUCAACUGCCUGGCAGCAGACAGAAUGCUUGUGUUUGCAUCAUAUGGGAACAUUCUCACAGCAUUUGCAAGGAACAAAGAGGUGGUUCACACCUACAAGGGCCAUGAAGCUGAAAUUCACCUGGUGCAGCCCUUCGGCGAUCAUGUGAUCUCGAUUGACGCAAAUAAUGUUAUAAUAAUCUGGGACGUCAAAACAGAAGAGGAAUAUCUCCAGUUGUCCUUCGAUAAGAGUAAUUUUACCGUUUCUGCGAUAAUGCAUCCAAGCACAUACUUGAAUAAAAUUCUUCUCGGCAGCCAGCAAGGGAGUCUUCAGCUGUGGAACGUCAAAACCAACAAACUCCUGUUUUCAUUUCCAGGAUGGGAGUCUGGUGUUACCGUCCUUCAACAAGCACCAGCGCUGGAUGUGGUGGCAAUCGGUCUAACGUCUGGAAAAAUCUUUUUACAUAACAUAAAAUUUGAUGAAACAUUAAUGACAUUUCAGCAAGACUGGGGUCCAAUCACAUCUAUAUCGUUUCGCACAGACGGACAUCCGAUCAUGGCAGCUGGAAGCCCUGUUGGCCACAUAGGACUGUGGGAUCUCGAAGAAAAAAAGCUGAUGAAUCAAAUGAGAGAUGCUCAUGCAACAGCCAUUGCUGGCCUGACCUUUGUACAUGGAGAACCUCUACUCGUAACCAACGGAGCUGAUAAUGCUAUCCGGGUUUGGAUAUUUGAUGGCCCUGGGGGACAAGGGCGGCUGCUGCGGUUCCGCCUGGGUCACAGCGCUCCACCAACAUUCAUUAGACACCAUGGCCAAGACGGGAAGCAGAUCCUGAGCGCAGGGCAAGACGGCACAUUGCAUUCUUUUUCCACUGUUCAUGACCGCCUCAGUAAGAGCUUAGGACAUGGAUCUAUAAAUAAAGCUAAAGCCAAAAAGAUGGGGCUUCGUUGUCUGUCCCUGAGAUUGCCUCCGAUUGUAUCAUUUGCAUCCGAGUUGGCACGGCAGAAUGAAUGGGACGGCAUCAUUGCUUGCCAUCAAAAUUACCUUUCGUGCACAACCUGGAAUUAUGUCAGGACCACUAUGGGAGCUCACAAGCUGAAGCCACCAGGCCUCAAAAAUAGUACUGCACUUGGAAUCCAUGCAACUGCUGUUGCAUUGACCAGUUGUGGUAAUUUUGCCUUGGUCGGUCUUUCGCGUGGUGAAGUUGAUAUGUAUAAUAUUCAGUCUGGGAUUCACAGAGGGCACUAUGGCAAAGAAAGAGCACAUGAAGGCUCAGUCAGGGGAGUUGUUGUGGAUGGGAUAAAUCAAAUGACCAUCACCGCUGGCAGUGACAAACUAAUAAAGUUUUGGAAGUUUAAGACAAAAGAACUAAUUCAGACUGUAACCCUCAGCGCCCCACCGACUGGUAUCCUGCUCCACAGAGAAAGUGGUAUGCUGGCCGUCGGGCUGGACGAUUUUGGUCUAAAUGUUUUAGAUAUUGAAACAAGAAGAAUUGUAAGAAAGUUUUCUGGCCACAAUGGAAAGAUAAAUGACAUGACCUUUAGCCCUGAUGGCCGGUGGUUGUUAACCGCAUCAAUGGACUGUACUGUUAAAGUGUGGGACCUUCCAUCCGGAUGCCUCAUAGACUGUUUUCUGUUGGAUUCUGCGGUGGUGAGUCUCUCCAUGUCCCCUACAGGAGAUUUCCUGUCCACGGCUCAUGUAGAUGACUUGGGAAUUUAUCUCUGGUCAAAUAAAUCUUUGUUCUCUAUGAUAUCCUUGCGUCCACUUCCUGCCAACUAUGAGCCUGCUGUAGUUAUGCUCCCUGGUAUGACCGAUGAAGUGGAAGAUGAGGACACAACGGCCGACCUGGAAGAUGGUCAAGAUGACGUAAUGGAGUAUGAGUCUCCCGAACAGCUGGGAGAACGGCUUGUGACAUUAUCACUGUUGCCAGAGUCCAGGUGGAAGAAUCUCUUAAAUCUUGAUGUUAUCAAGAGACGAAACAAGCCAAAAGAGCCUCCAAAAUUGCCCAAAUCUGCUCCCUUUUUCAUCCCUACUCUACCUGGGCUUGUUCCUCGCUUUGCAGUGACUGGACAGGAAGAAGCAGCACCGUCUAAAAUCGUAAAUCUUGGAGUUCUCGAACAGAAAUCUGCAUUUUACAUCCAGCUGGGAAAAGCUUUUGAAAGUCAAAACUACAACAUUCCGAUAGGGACAAUAAAAGAAAUGGGACCUUCAGCUGUGGAUAUAGAGUUAAGAAAUCUGGCCCCAGAGGGUGGAGGGUCUGUAGAGGUGAUGCAGAGCUUCCUAAAAAUGAUUGGAAGCAUGUUGGAUACCAGAAGAGAUUUUGAUCUGGCUCAAGCAUACCUUGCUUUGUUCUUAAAGCUGCAUCUGAGGUUUAUUUCUUCUGAACCAAAGCUACUUGAAGAAAUCUCCUCUUUGUCAGGACGUCUUGAUGAAUCCUGGCUUGAUCUGCAAUCCCUUUUUAAUCAGAGCUUGUGUGUGUUAAAUUAUAUGAAAAGUGCUUUAUUAUAAAACCUUUCCAUUUCAUUUUCUACAACUUUUUUUUUUAUUAUUCUCCCUGUGCUUGGUUUACCAUACAGACAGUCUUCUUAAUUAGUGUUGUUUGAGUCCCUUCUUCACAAUUAAGUUGACUUUUUAAAAAACGCAGAUCCACUUGUAUUCUUUAAUCUUAAGACACUCUGGACAGAACAGCAAUUCCUGGUCAUUUGCUGCACACAAAUAUUGGAAUUGGCCAAGUACAGGGAAUCAUGGGACAUCUGAAAUUUGCAUUGACUGCCAGUCUGUGCCAGAGUAGCCUCACGUUUAACUGCC
Messenger RNA from Pelobates fuscus (common spadefoot toad), 3142 nucleotides. It is a transcript of the gene WDR36, whose product is annotated as WD repeat domain 36. Gene Ontology annotation, molecular function: protein binding. The coding region runs from base 152 to 2842 and encodes 896 amino acids. The record is from RefSeq and is a predicted model, not a curated record. Lineage: Eukaryota; Metazoa; Chordata; Amphibia; Anura; Pelobatidae. Gene Ontology annotation, cellular component: Pwp2p-containing subcomplex of 90S preribosome; small-subunit processome. The transcript is spliced from 23 exons. Gene Ontology annotation, biological process: rRNA processing.